Messenger RNA from Oenanthe melanoleuca, 2323 nucleotides. It is a transcript of the gene C6H10orf95, whose product is annotated as chromosome 6 C10orf95 homolog. The transcript is spliced from 3 exons. NCBI's taxonomy places the organism in Eukaryota, Metazoa, Chordata, Aves, Passeriformes, Muscicapidae. Bases 755 to 1429 code for a protein of 224 amino acids. The record is from RefSeq and is a predicted model, not a curated record.
AUCGCGUGUGAGGUCACUCCGCUCCCCUAUUUGCAUAUCCCCGCCCCCGGCCGCACGGGCCUUUCUGGGCCGGCGCCAUCUCUAUGGUCCGUCCACCCGUCGCCAUGGAAACGCGGCCUGGCCGGGAUCUCCAGCCCUUGGAGUCAGGGAAUCGUGGAAUCAUCAAUAUUGCACGAGAUCUUCAAGUUUAUCCAGUCCACCCGCCAGCCCAGUGCCACCACUGUUACGCCUAAGCCACUGAACCAUAUCACUCAGUGCCAGAUUUGGAGGCCUCCUGAAAACCUCCAGGGAUGGCAACUCCACCACCUGGGCAACCAAUUACAAUGCCUGACCACUGGAACAGCGGAAAAAAAAAAUCUGAUAUUUAAUCUGUAUCGCCACUUUCCCAGUUUGUGGCCAUUUUCUCUGUCCCUGCCACUGUAGAGGAGACCAGCCUCCACCUCAUUGCAACCUCCUAUUUUGUAAAGUUUGUAAAGAGCAAUGAGAUCCCCCCUGAGCCUCCUCUUGUCCAAAGAGCAUAUGCCAAAUUGAAGAAUGACAUAGUGGAAACAAAAAUAUAUACCUGGCUGCUUGAGCAGGGGUGAGGAUAAUGAGUCAUGGGAGGACAUUGCUUCAUGCCCUGGAGGAUGCUUGGAUAUCUGGCAAGGGCAGGCUAGGAGCAGAUUCAGCUGUAGGUCAGAGUUGCUCAAGCUUUUGAAACUCAGCAACUGCUCUAGAGAAGGGUCUUCUGUGUGAAACCCCAGGCUCCUGUACAAUGUACCAGUCCAGCUUUGUGCCACGGGAAUAUUACCCAGCCAUGAUCCCACCUUCUGCCUACACCUACCCCCCGCUGCGGCCUGGGAGAGCAGAAGACGUGCCCAGCUCUGUGACGUUCCCUCCCAUCCGCAUGCACAACCUCUACAGCCGCCCCAUCACCUUUGUGGUGGACCGGAACAGCUACCCUGACUAUGUGGGAGGGCAGGUGGAGUAUCAUCAUCUCUACAGUGCCUCCAAUCCCUAUAUCCAUCCAUACCACCCCUGGCACUUCGCUCCCAUGCUCCCUAUCCCUCUCUACAAUCCCUAUGCAAGCUACCAUCCCUAUGCUGCCUGCCAGAGAUCAGAUCAGUAUCAAGACACGUGGCCUGAAGGCUUCACAAUGAGAGGGGAGCUUCAAUGGGGGAAGCUUGGAAAGGUGUUUGGGCCAAGGAAAGACCUCCCAGAAUUUGUGAAGGAUGAUCUCCGGAGGGUUUAUGGCACCUACCCCCGGACCAGUGUUUCCAUAUCCUAUCGGAAAGGAGAGUUCUUGGUCAAGGGAGACCCCAAGACAGAAGACCAGGAAUAUGGAGUGGAGAAAAAGGUUAUCCAGCAGGCUGUGACCCCCAGUGCCAGUGAGGCAGAUGACAGCAGUGAGGACCGGAACCGUAAAAAGAAAAAGAAACUGAGACGCUGAGGUAGUCAGAUACCCAGUGGACUGAUGCUCCAGUACCCUCAUGGGAGCCAGCUGGCAGCUCUUUUGGUGUGGUUGGCAAUUAACACAAGCAAUGGGUGCCACCAUUCCUGUUGGUUUCUUUUAGUUGCUCCCCAUUCUCUACAAUCUUGUGUCAGAUCUACUCUUUUUGAUGCACAAUGCCCAUCUGUGGAGAAACCACAUGACACUUGACUCUUGAUCAGUUCAUUGGUCCUGGUUUUGAAACAAACACUUGAUUUACACUGGUUUGAUUGACUGGUCACAGCUUGGUAGGGCAUCUCCAAACUGCAGCCCUUGAUCAGAGAAGAUGGGCCUCUUCUUACCUUGUCCAAGGGAAGGGCCUGUAAGCUGGUUCUCUUCCUGGAGAGAUAAAAACUGAAUUUCCUUCAGGCUGAGGGUAGUGCAGGGGUUCUUGAACACUUUAAAGAGCAAUUGUCUGCUUGUCACUGCUGUUUGACCGUAUCAUUGUACUUUAUCACUACGUGAGGCCUGUAUGCAGCACUUCCCUACACUCUGGUGUCCCUAUCUUCUUACACUUGUUAACAUGGUGCUCAGUACUCCUGGCCACAUGUCUGUACUGAAACUGCUGCUGAGGCCUUGCUCUGGGUCUGACUUGGCUCUAGUUGGAGGUGCUGGCCCUCCAAUGAGGUUACUGGUGUUGUGUGAACCACAACACACCCAUAGCUUGGUGGUUGUACCGGAAGGGCUGUGCUGAAAGCCUGGAGGACUGUGAGGGGAGUGAGUCUUACUUGCAAACUUCUGUACCUUUUAAAUUACUAUAAAAAAUAAAAGAAACCUCAAAUGCAAAUACUUAUUUUUGAGCUUUAACUACCUAACAUCAGUCUCUUUUGUGAACCACUUGCAAUCAGAUCUGGC